Molecule: messenger RNA, 1023 nt
Organism: Debaryomyces fabryi
Lineage: Eukaryota; Fungi; Ascomycota; Pichiomycetes; Serinales; Debaryomycetaceae
Gene: STE24
Product: zinc metalloprotease
Exons: 1
Coding region: 1-1023 (340 amino acids)
Biological process (GO): CAAX-box protein processing
Cellular component (GO): endoplasmic reticulum membrane
Molecular function (GO): metalloendopeptidase activity
Source: RefSeq, a predicted model, not a curated record
AUGGCUAAAAGUUCUUUUAUUCUUCCAAAGUUCAUGGGAGGUAUCAUUACGCAAUCGUUAUUUUUCUUAUUUUCCACCCAAAUUAUUAGUACAAUUGUUUCGCUUCCAUUGUCUUAUUAUUCUAACUUUGUUUUGGAAGAAAAGUAUGGUUUCAACAAACUUACUGUUGGAUUAUGGCUUACUGAUAAGGUUAAGGGUAUUGCUUUGGGUAUUGCACUUGGAUCUCCUGUUGUUGCUGCUUUCUUGAAGAUUAUUGACUACUUUGGUGAUUCAUUCAUCUUGUAUACUUGCGGAUUCCUUUUUGUUGUUCAAUUGGUCGGUAUGACUAUCUUCCCAACCUUAAUUCAACCUUUGUUUAAUAAAUUUACUACCUUAGAGGAAGGUGAAUUAAAAACAGCUAUUGAAAACUUGGCAUCUGAACAAAAAUUUCCAUUAACUAAAUUGUAUGUGAUUGAUGGAUCAAAGAGAUCUUCUCAUUCUAAUGCUUAUUUUACUGGUUUACCUUGGAGCAAGCAGAUUGUUUUGUAUGACACCUUAAUCAAGCACUCAACUAAGGAAGAAACCGUUGCUGUCUUGGCUCAUGAAAUCGGUCAUUGGAAAUUGUCCCACUUGCCACAAAUGUUAUUCUUCUCCCAAGCUCAUUUGUUCUUAAGUUUCUCUAUGUUUUCUGCUUUCAUCCACAAUAACUCUUUAUACUCGUCCUUCGGGUUUACCUCCGUUCAACCAAUCAUGAUUGGAUUUAUGUUGUUUAACGACAUUUUCCAACCAGUUGAAUGUGUUGCACAAUUUGGUAUGAAUUUAUUAUCGAGAAAGAAUGAAUAUGAAGCAGAUGCAUACGCUAAGAAAUGUGGAUAUUCAGAUGAUUUAUCCAAGGCAUUGAUUAAAUUAUUGAGUGAAAACUUAUCAACUAUGGAUGCCGAUUGGUUAUACUCCUCAUACCAUCAUUCCCAUCCAAUUUUAUCUGAAAGAUUACGUGCCAUUGGUUAUGUUUCUAAAGAAAAGAUCGGUAAGAAAGAUGAGUAG